GCCCGCAUCACGUUGACACCGGAUGCGGAGGGACAACCUGAGCCUUCCCUUGGCCACGACCGGAAGCCUGCGUCUUUCUCAGCCAGCGGCUCACUGCGUCGCACAGUGCGGUCCGCGUACAGUCUGCAAGAUGAACGCCGUCUGGUUUUUCCUCCUGUGCUGGGCGCCAUUCCGGCUACAGGCUGCUGAGCCCACUGGAGUAUCUCUUCUUCUCGAAACAGCUGAACACAUCGACAACGCCCUGCAGAAAGGUAUAGAUGUGUACGUGCGAAACCCGAAGGAUUCGAACUUCUACAUGGAUCGCAUCCUGCUGACGGACAUGAUAGCGCAAGUGCGCUUCCUGGACCUGGACCCGUUCCAUCUGCCACCUUUCGAGACUGACUUCAAGGACAGCAUCCUGGGAAUCCCCGUCCGCGGUCACGCCAAGUUCGUGAACGGCACUCUGCGCGGCCUGUCGCGCGUCAACCGCUUCGGCGACUGCACGGCCCCCGGCUGGCUCAACGGCAACAUCACAGUCACCUGCAACCUGCUGAUCGACGACCUGGACAUCGUGUACGACGCGCGCGUCAAGUACGGCAUGGUGCCCGAGCUGCGCGUGCACGUCGAGUCUCGCGUGGGCACGUGCUACGCGCACAUGGAGGCCACUGCGGCGCCGGGCAAGCCGGCCGUGCUGCGCUCCUUCCAGAUCACCGGUCUCGGCGACCUCGACACCAAGUGGUCGGGCCUAGGACCGCUGAACCCAUGCUUGCGCAGCAUCAACGACGGCUACCGCGCCAACAUCGCCGGCGUCGUCUACAGCACCUUCUACAGCAGCUACAAGGUGGCACUGGACCGGUCGCUGUCGCACGAGCCCAUUCCCAAACCUUGAAGCAGCAACCGAUCUCUAAACGCAGCGAGUGUGCCGCGCGUGUAGUCUACAAUACCGCACUGUAACGCGGUGACGCCUCCGUCACUUUGCUUUAUCUUCGCGUCGUUAAAGCGGAGACAUUACCCGUGGAAACUGCAGUAAUAUGAGGACUGCGCUGCUACACCUGCAUGUGCGUACAUUAAAUAUGUUGCUUGGUUUGGGUUAUCCAUAAAGUUUUCUGUACUUCGUUUAAAUAUAUA
Messenger RNA from Dermacentor silvarum, 1107 nucleotides. RefSeq lists its product as uncharacterized. Lineage: Eukaryota; Metazoa; Arthropoda; Arachnida; Ixodida; Ixodidae. The record is from RefSeq and is a predicted model, not a curated record. The transcript has 4 exons. The coding region runs from base 23 to 868 and encodes 281 amino acids.